Molecule: messenger RNA, 2276 nt
Organism: Astrephomene gubernaculifera
Lineage: Eukaryota; Viridiplantae; Chlorophyta; Chlorophyceae; Chlamydomonadales; Astrephomenaceae
Source: the annotation of a GenBank genome assembly
AGACAGUGCAACAGGGUCUUAAUCAUAUGGGUGCCGAUAACGUUAAGACACGCUCUGAAGUGCUUUUUUGACAGUUUAACAGCGACGGCCCUAAACAACCAUCGCAGUUACUAAGAAUGGGAACGUUAUGCCAGGAUUGAGGUCUUCUGUGGGAUCUGCUCGCACAAUGGCGGCCGCGAGCUGGCAGCUGGCUCGCGGCCGCGUGUUUCGGCCCGUGGUGGCAGCAGCGGCGAAGAAGCAGGAACCGCGGCGAACCAUUAACGUCAUGACCUACAAUAUUCUGGCGGAGAAGUACACCCUGGGCGGAUGGCACAGCUACUGCCCAACCCAGCACCUAAAAUGGGAGUCACGGAGGGCGCGGAUCCUGGAGGAGAUCGAGUCGUACGACAGUGAUAUCAUCUGUCUCCAGGAAGUGGAGGCCGGCGUGUUUUCGGAGCUACUACAGCCCUGGCUGCAGCAGCGGGGCUAUCGGGGGCAUUUUCAGGCCCGACAGUACGGAGAAAACGUGCAGGGAGCUCCCGAGGGUGUAGCUCUCUUCUACCGUACAAGCCUCUUCGAGCCGGCACACGUGCACGAGUUCACAUUCGCUGCCGUGCAAACCGACCCGCCUGCGCCGCUGUCUCCCUGGCUUUCCUCUUCCUCCUCUUCUUCCUCCGACACCGAAGACACCUCCACAACAGCCCUCGUGGCACCAACACCAGCAGCAGCAGCAACAGCGAGAGGACCGAACGUACGGCUAGCUACCGGUUUCGGUGCUUCCAGUGCAGCUACGGCUGCCCCAGCCGUCGCUAGCAGCAGCCUAAGCAGCAGCAGUAGUAGCAGGGCAGGCGGCGAACGUCGGUUGGGCCGCGGCGGCGGCAAUAGCGAGUUCUGGAGCGUGUUCACUCGGCGGCAGGAGGGCGCCAUUCUGGCGCUGCUGCGACACCGGCCCAGCAAGCGGCUGCUGCUGGCGGGGGUGACACACCUGUUCUGGAACCCCGCGUUUCCGGACGUGAAGGCCUUUCAGGCUGCAGCGCUGUGUCGGGAGGCGGCGGCCUUCCUGCGGCGGCACUGCGGCGGCAGUGCGGCCCAGGAGGUGCCGGUGGUGUUGGCUGGGGACUUCAACAGCCUCAGCCGCAAGUGCGUGCCGGAUGUGUUUGACCCCAAGCUCCCCAGGGGCCCGGAAGGCCUUGUGAGCGGCGUCUACGCGCUCAUGACCCGCGGUCGCCUGCCGCCAGAUCACCCCGACCAUCCAGCUUCCCGACGGCGACCCGGCGAGACGGCCAAUGGCGACUUCCGCGACGUAACGCUCACCAGCUCGGGACUGCGACUGGCGUCCGCGUACUGCCUGGCGCAUGGCAGGGACCCCCCGCUGACCACCCGCACCGCCACCUUCGCCGGCUGCCUGGACUACAUAUUCAUCUCGCCGCAGCACUUCGAGAUCGAAAGCACGCUUGAGCUGCCGUACGAUGAUCCGAGCAGUAGUUACAGUACGAGUACGGAAGGGAGAUCCAGCAGGAGCUGGUACGACAGCGUACGAGAUCCGCUAUCUGACGUGGCGUUCACGCCCAUCCCAGAUGAUGUAUAUCCCUCGGAUCACCUAUCGCUUGCAGCUAGGUUACGGUUAAAAGAUUAGAGGUCUGGAUUCCCCGUGUGUCGUUUGGUUGUAAGGACUCCUGGGGUCGACCUUGUCGCGAUGUGCCGUUGUCACCGGCUUCCAGCUAUCGUGAGGUAUCGUUCGCUGGUGUGCAACUGCGUUGAUACUCCUGCGGGGGUAAAAAGUAAAGAGACACUGACGAUGCAACUAACGAGCUGUAUGACAAGGCUUCACCAUGGGGUGCAAAUGCGGGUGGUGUGUACGGCGGUGAGAGGAGCAAGGAGGCCUCAGUCAUAGUCUCAUAGAGGUGUUCCCUUAAUUAGCUUCAGGCGGCUGGUAUUGCGGGUUUGCGGCGUACCUGCUUUGAUGGCAGUUCUACGAAAAGCGGCCGCUAUUUGCUGCAGCGGCAGCCAGCAGGGUGGUGACGUUUAUAGGCUCAGGCUGCCGAGUUAGGCCACGUCCGUGUUUCAGAAGGUUAGGAUUUGCGAGAAGACAGCCGGUAGGGGCAACAAUUGACGCAGGGUGCAUGUCAGAGGCCUCUUGGUUUCUCUGGUUAUAGAUGGUGCGUGUGAAUAGGAAGGAACAUACAUAGGUAGAUGAGCAAGCGUCUGCAGGAUGACAGACACGGGGGUGUCAGCUCCUUCAAAGCUGGUAAAGGCGGAGCUCCAUGACGAGGAACGAACAGUAGGACUGGAAUGGC